AUGGUAAAACACUGUUAACCGGAGGGGAGUGGCGUAGCGUAUUGCGUUGAAGUGAGAGAGUGGAUGGGGGAGAGAAGGAACGGAAAAGGUAGCGUGAGCUUAGAGGGAGAGAAGGUGAUAUUGGUCCCUUACAUGGAGGCCCACGUGCCCAAAUAUCACGAAUGGAUGAAGGACCCUUCUCUCCUUCAAGCCACUGCCUCCGAGCCCCUCACGCUCCAACAGGAGUACCACAUGCAACUCUCCUGGUCCCAAGACCCUAACAAGGAGACCUUCAUUGUGCUGGACAAGGACUUGGUUCUUGGCGAUUUCUCCCACGGGGAACCCCACCUUGAAGCAAUGGUUGGUGAUGUAAAUAUAUUUAUGAAUGAUUUGGAUAAUCCUCAUGUGGCAGAGGUUGAAAUUAUGAUAGCUGAACCAAAGAGCCGUAGGAAAGGACUUGCAAAGGAGUCUGUUCUGAUGAUGAUGACCUUUGCUAUCAAGAAGUUAGGAAUUACUAGCUUUCAAGUUAAAAUUGGAGACUCCAAUGGAGCAUCACUUGACCUGUUCCAAAAAUUGGGGUUUGUGGAAACUUCAUAUAGCAGCAUCUUCAAGGAGGUCACUUUGGAGUUGCAAAUAACACAGCCCAAGAAGGAGGAGAUGCUUGGUUUAAUGGGUACUGUGAUCAAACAUACAUAAACCUAGCAAUAUCUCACUUCCAAGUUAUAUAUUGGUAAUAGGAUGAUCUCUUUGUUUUUCCAAGUUAUAUAUUGGUAACUAUUAUUACCUUAGUGUAACAAUUUGAAAUUUCAAGUAAAAGAUUCGUAUUUGUAAUACCUGUUUUGCUAUGACCCUUUUUUACCUAUUUGUCUCUCUCAUCUGGAGUAUGAGUUAGUUGCGUAGUGUUAUAGUUUCACUAGGGUUCUAAAAUGUGACUGUUGAUUGCAAGGGAAUCUCAAGUCUCUUAGAUUAGUAUGAA
Cajanus cajan (pigeon pea) is the source of this 955-nucleotide messenger RNA. RefSeq names its product Acyl-CoA N-acyltransferases (NAT) superfamily protein. Gene Ontology annotation, molecular function: N-acetyltransferase activity. The record is from RefSeq and is a predicted model, not a curated record. NCBI's taxonomy places the organism in Eukaryota, Viridiplantae, Streptophyta, Magnoliopsida, Fabales, Fabaceae.